CCUGUGUAAAUAAACGAUUUCAGCUUGAAAACCUUUAAUAUCUGAUUAUUAAAGAUAAAGAAUAGCAAUUCAUUAUAGUGAGUUGGACGAAGCGCUCUUCGUUUUAUCCGUUGAACUGAAAAUCCACAAUGUACAGUUUUAUAUGAAUCUUAUCUAACUACAGAAAAAUACAGGGAAAAGUUCUAAUCACUGGAAAAAUAUAGCCAGGAAAACAUCUGAACUGCUGGCUCAAAUGUAAGAAUAUUCUAAUUUAGUCGCGUGAAAGAGUUCGUUUCGCUGCCUUUGAACGAUAUCAACGUGAAGAACAAAAUGACCUUCAUUUGAAGUCGCAACAAAGUCAUAUUUUAUAUUCAGCACACUCAAUGGCCUAGAUGAUUUUAUUUUUUUAGCGAGAGUGCUGUUAGAAGUUUAAGAAAAAUGUACAAACUAUUAUGGUACCAAAAUACAGUGCAGGUUGCUAUUUUUUUAAUAACGCAAUUACAGCGUAAGAUAGAACGUUGCGGUUUUCAGCAAUCGAAAACAGACAUCUGACGCCACCCAUGUGGAAAUUUUCAUCCCUUCCACCAUGUGAACAUGCGUGGAAAUUGUUUGCAAUAUUUCCUGAAACAUUGCUUUGCACGCACGAUCAUUAGUGUACAGACACUAGAUAUGUAUCAAUGAACUGUGAACACUAGUUAAUUUAUCACUUUUUUCGUGAAUUUGACCGUUACCACGUUAAAAAGUCGUUCACGGCAGUUUCACGUGUGAACACGAGAGAAUAUUCUAACUACGAGAAUAUUCGAAACUAGCGUGUAAAUGUAUCUGGAUACGAUAACACCGCAGAAUAAAAAAUGUCUUUCGUGAACACCAGUUAAUUUGCCGUUUUGUUAAUAACGCAAUCGAAAGAUACAGUUAUCGGUCAAAAAAUAAUUUUUCACAUAUAUGGGAGAAUUGCGAUCCAUAUGUACCGUUUAGAUAAAAAUCUUUUCGAAAAACUCAUAUCAAACUAAAAAGAAUCUAAAUAGUACAAUCGAUAAGUAGACUUUCAGAGAGACGGAGAAUAACUGUUUUGCCACUACCACUCAACAGGGAAACUCAGAAAUUAGCGGAUGUAGUAGAAAAAAGCGUGACGACACGGGCCAUUUUAGCAGAAAAGUUAGCUUUUCUCAGUCAAAACAAAAGAUGAAGUCUCGUUUUUUUCACUACAGGUAUAAUUAGGUGCUUGUGUGGUAAAAUAAUCUUUGCCUAAAACGAAGUGGAUCAGACUUUAUAGCGAAAACAAACGUUAAAGCUUGACGGGACAUUUAGUAGAAAUGUAGGGGCAAAAAUUCAAUGGUGUCCAUUGUUCUCCGAAAUGGUUUUGAAUUUUUUCCUUCUAACCAUAGAUUUUGUACCUCCUGAGCUAUCUUUUGACUAUCUUCAAGUUUGAUUUUGAUGGAAUCUCUAGGGCAAAAUAAUACUCGAAAAGCGUGACGAACUGUUUCCUACUUAAUUUUUGAAUUUUUUAUACAUCUUGAUGUGGGUUGCAAAGUUUUGAAAAAAAAACGAGGGUGGUUGUCUCUAAACUGUGACUGAUAAUAAAUAAUGACAUAUCUCAUAGUUUUUCAUUGUAGAUUAUUCACAGAAUCCUGAAUUUCAUAAAUCUUCGACAACAUUUUUAUAAGGGUUAAUGGUACAAAUCACUAUUUUUUCAAAUUUCAGCUCUUGAACACGGCUGAACCACUUUCGUUCAUGUGCGAAAAUGAAGUAAACUCAUGUCACCACUCGUGAAAAUCAGUUAUUAUUUGUUUUCUCAAUGGAAAGGAUAAGUAAUUGAUCGUUAUGACACAAAACUUUCUGAUCCUCCGCAUUAUCGAUGAGAAUAAUUUUAAAAUUUUUCGAAGGGUUCGAGGUCACUAUGUACUACAUGUCUCAAGAAAAUAAAACGGUGGUUAUGAUAAAAAAAUCUGGUCUUGAACCUGAUUAGUGUUCGUUUCUCUUCUGUUGGUCUGAUCAGUCGAAAAUACAGACUAUCUAGGUCUGGUCUUACCACUUUCGUGCUCUAACCCUGGAGCUGAUCAGAGCAGGGAAAAAAAAACAGGAAACAGACACCUAAAAGUAAAUAAGUCUUCACUCUGUAUUCCAGACGAACUCGACAUUCUCUAGGAGCCCUUUUGUACCGUUAUCAUGCGUGGAAACAAUUCUCUACGCGCGAACACGAUGCAAAUGAAUUCAAUGUUUGCGUGUUCAGUCCUAUGAAAAAUGCUUCAUAGCAUGUUGAUAAUCAAUUUCUUCCUUUUUAGUAGUGAAACAUGGAUAGUGUUCGUGCAAUAUCACCAGAACUAGAAGUGCAUUCCAAAAAUGAUAACUAAUAACAGUAUCUGUGACUGUCAGUGAUUGUGCGUGAGUAUACAGUGUGUGGCAGGAGAAGCCCUUGAUUUCGUAUCUUUGAUAUCGAAAAUCAAUGGUUUUUUCCUAUGUUCAGAACAGCAAUGGUAAGAUUUUUUGAAAUUGUUAUUGAGAAUAAUAGAAGGAACGAAAGAGACAAUUUAUUUUUAUCAUUACGUACAUUCAAUUACAGUAGGAUAUUGUAGAAAAAAUGUUGCAUUUAAUAUCAAACCAUAGCAGGACCCAAUGUUUUCCAAUACGUUUUCACUUCGAAUGUAUGCGUCACUUGAAUGUCGCAUUGGUUCCAUUCAAAAUAUUAGUGUAUAAAAAUAAUAGCGAAACUUGCACAAAUAUAAGUCGUUACAACUGGGAAAUAUUUCUAUCGAACGUUGACACGAAUGAGAAAAAAGUUCCACAAAUGUUCAUAUAUUACUUUUAGAGUUACGCAAAUUCUUAAAUACCAAACUUAGAAAUAUUUCUGAGUAUCUUUCGUCUUCUGAAGUCUUUGCAUCUACUGUCAACAGCUUAUGAUGAGGAGCUCGACAACUAUUGCAAGAAAGAAACAGUUUACCAUUUACUUCUAAAUAAGCUAAGAUUGUUUCAAUUUCUUCCGAAGAUGCAAUAAACGCCGGCUCAAUAUCAUUUCGCACAUAGGCAUCAGCGACUCUACCUCUACUUCUGUGUUUAUCAAGUCGAUAGAGAGAAUAGUCGGAAGCCCUAGGCAUCUAGCUGACCUUUUACAUAAACAUAAUCUUUUCUCAGGUCAACAAUUCGGCUUUUGUCCUAAAUCAAUCACAACUGACACCUCGGUUUACGUGACAAAUGUUAUUUACAGAUUGACAAAGAUAAAAAGCUCGUCAGGAUGGCUUUUUAUUUCUACGGUACUAAGUUCUAGACCAUUUUGUCUAGUAGGCUGUAAUAAAUUAUAUAUUAUGGACCACAAUUAGCUUAGUUGGUACCGGUACCAGAUGUUGAUCGUGGUCCGACAGAUGCACGUAAUAUAUUAGCCGUAAUAGUGGAAAAUAAAUAUGAUAAAUAUAAAUUACGUACAGAAAAUGGUGCUGCUGGUAACGUUGCUGAAUGGCGACAUUGGACCGAUAUCGACUAA
This is a messenger RNA of Didymodactylos carnosus, 3454 nucleotides long. NCBI's taxonomy places the organism in Eukaryota, Metazoa, Rotifera, Eurotatoria, Philodinida, Philodinidae. The record is from the annotation of a GenBank genome assembly.